CCCACAACAGCAACGAGAUCACACCGAGACACGGCUGUCGGAGGCAGAGAGACGAGCUGGGCCGUCCGCCGUCGUGGCUUCGGAAGAGAGCGACGUCGAGGCUAACCCGUGGAUUACUCCCGGCCUUUCGGAUGCCCGCCUGGGAGAACAGCGCAUCCGCUAUCUACGAGGUGACCCAUGGGGUGUGAAUCGCUGCCCGAUGUCGGCGCUGCGGCAGUGACCCGGGGGGACACACACCUUCCCUCGUGGGACGCAGGUGCCCGUGGGCAUGGAGCGGAGUUUCCUAAGCGGCAUUUGAGGUCUGGUCGCCGCGGUGGCUCGGAGGCGCGGAGGCCAGCGCGAUGGAGGAGGACACUGAACUGAGAACCGACGGAAACUCACUCUUAAAGGCUGUGUGGCUGGGGAGGCUCAGGCUGACCAGACUCCUCCUGGAAGGGGGCGCUUACAUCAACGAGAGCAAUGACAAAGGCGAGACGGCUCUCAUGGUGGCCUGCAUCACCAAGCACGUGGACCAGCAGAGCAUCAGCAAGUCCAAGAUGGUCAAGUACCUGCUGGACAACAGGGCGGACCCCAACAUCCAGGACAAGUCUGGCAAGACGGCCCUCAUCCACGCCUGCAUCAGGAGGGCCGGGGGAGAGGUGGUCUCCCUGCUCCUGGAGAACGGCGCGGACCCCAGCCUCGAGGACCGCACGGGGGCUUCGGCUCUGGUUUACGCGAUACACGCGGAUGACAAAGACGCCCUGAGACAUCUCCUCGACGCCUGCAAAGCCAAAGGGAAGGAGGUGAUUAUCAUCACGACAGAUAAAUCAUCAGCGGGCGCCCAAACCGCCAAACGGUACCUUAACGUCCCUCCGUCACCCAAAGUGGAAGACAGUCAGUCACCUCCACUGUGUGCGUCUCCCUCGGACAUCGAGCUGAAGGCUCCGGGCCUGGGCGCUCCGCCCAGCGAGCGGGAGGACGACUUCUUCAGCGUCCAAACGGGGCAUCCGAGUGGUUGCCACACCGCCAAGGCUCUCAACGAGCCUGGGUCACCCACCAGGAAAGUUGGGAACCUCAAGAGAGCCCGCCUGCCCCAGCUGAAGAGGCUCCAGUCCGAACCCUGGGGCCUGAUUGCGCCGUCCGUGCUGGCUGCUAACGUGCGUCAGGACGACGCCCACGGCGCGGGCACAGACAGUGAGGUCAUCAAGAGCAUCAGCGACGUGUCCUUCCCCAAAAGGGGGCCGCUCUCCAGAGCCAGCAGUAUUGACGGCAAAGACCCCGCCCUGUUCCCCACAUUCACAGAGCAGAUUCUGAAGAUCCCAGCCUCGCCGGCACCCGCAUCCUGGAAGGCCGCCUAUGACAAGGGCCAGGCGUCCCACCCUCGUGUGGCCAGAAGAGGGACUCUCCCUGUGGAGCAGGAGAAGGCUGGAGUCAGUCCAUCAGUGUCCCGCAAGCGGCUGGAAAAUGACCCGUACGAUUUCGAUCUGCAGCCAGGGGCUGACCAGCUCAAUCCCGUCUCCCUGGAGUCGGGCAAAGGGCCCCUCGAGAGGAAGAGGCUGAACGGCUCCCACGUGGCUCUCUUCCACGGCUCCCGCGAGUCCCUGGACGCGGCGCCCAGCACCUCCCCCAGCUCGGCGCGCCCCAGGCCACCGCCUCUUCUGGAAAGGCGAGGUUCUGGGACUCUGCUGCUGGACCGCAUCUCGCACACCAGGCCCGGCUUCCUUCCCCCUUUAAACGUAAACCUGAACCCACCCAUCCCAGAUAUCAGGCCCGGCGGCAAACCUUCCUCUCCACUUGCCAGCGGCCUAAGAUCCAUGCUGCCCGUGGCUCCCAGCUCACCAAAGAGAUCGGACUCGAGGAGUCAAAAGAAACUACUCCGGAGGCACUCCAUGCAGGUCGAGCACGUGAAACAGCUGUCUGGCUUUGAGGAGAUCAUGGCCUAGACCCUUCCAGAGGGUCUCCACGUACCCGACGACAGGCACGAUAAUCUGGGCCAACACAGC
Messenger RNA from Leopardus geoffroyi (Geoffroy's cat), 1982 nucleotides. It is a transcript of the gene ANKRD34C, whose product is annotated as ankyrin repeat domain 34C. Bases 342 to 1922 code for a protein of 526 amino acids. The record is from RefSeq and is a predicted model, not a curated record. Gene Ontology annotation, molecular function: protein binding. NCBI's taxonomy places the organism in Eukaryota, Metazoa, Chordata, Mammalia, Carnivora, Felidae. The transcript is spliced from 3 exons.